AUGUCAUCCACUAAUUAUGAGGGCGCAAGCUCCAUGCCUCCGCCUAUGCAUCAACUAGCUAUCCCAGAGGAGCCCCCCACCUACCCUGGAGUCGUCUUCAACGGUCCCGUCAACAUCGUCGGCGCCCCGACAAUCGCAUCCGGGCCUCUCACCAUCUACAGGGACGGAGCUGUGCACAAGGACUACCACUUCUACCGUGGCUCGACACACUAUGAGACGAAUAAUACAAUCAACGUCAACCAAGGGGGCGAUAUAGAAUCUGUUCAAACCACAAAUUCUGUGUCAAGCACUGGAUCGACGCCGGCCACCACGCCAAACGAGUCAUCUACAGGGUUUACUCUUGAAGGUCAAGGCGAUAGUAUGGUGGUGGAUGGGAAAGCUCAGAACUGA
Coprinopsis cinerea okayama7#130 is the source of this 390-nucleotide messenger RNA. RefSeq lists its product as hypothetical. The record is from RefSeq and is a predicted model, not a curated record. The coding region runs from base 1 to 390 and encodes 129 amino acids. The transcript has 2 exons. NCBI's taxonomy places the organism in Eukaryota, Fungi, Basidiomycota, Agaricomycetes, Agaricales, Psathyrellaceae.